GCGCCCCGUCGGCUCCUUUCGGUUGCCCUUAAGCCCUCCGGCCUCCCGGUCCUGUUUGGCAUUUGCCUCUCACCCAGACCUCUCCUGGCCUCGGGCCUCCCACGCGUUCAUCCUCCCUCCUUUUCCUGACUUCCAGCCUCUUGUCACCUGCUCGCCCUUUUACGGUGUCUGCGCUUCUGUGGACUUCCACCCAUUUUGGCCUCCACUUUUUAGUUUGGCCCCACCCUUUUUCACCAGCUUGAAAGCGGAGACCGAAAAAGGAUGGGAAGGUGUAAAACAGGUGGAAAGGCAAUCAAUGAAGUGGAGCCAAAAAAAUGGAACGGAGGACGAGAAAAAGUGGGAGUCCUUCCCUCCCUUUUCCCCUUCCUUUCUCUUUUCCCCUUCUCGCAAGCCUUCCUCUUCCCCUUCCCAUUUCCCUUUUUCUCUCCAUCCCCUUCCAGGCCGAGGCUUUGCCAUCUGAGCACACCCAAAGGCGUUGCUGCUGUGUUUGUUUCCGGGGGAAGCGUGAAGCCCUGUGGGGACGAAGCCUGGUUAAGCUGAAAAAAAUGCAGCUAUUUUUCCUGCGGUCAGAGUUAUUUUUAACACCACAGAGAGAAUGUGACCAGAAUAUGGCACAUGCAGGGACGUUCCUGAAGUGAGAUGCCAGCCUAAGGAGACCCAGGGAGGACUGCGAGGGGCAGAGGUGACCAUGGCAGAGCAGAGCAGCCACAUCCAGCAGCAGCAACAGGAGAUGGAGUCCUCUCUGUCCCAGGGCCAGAGAGAAGCAGUAGUGCUGGAGCCACAGUAUGGAGGGGCACAGACACGCCAGGACUCACAGCAGCAGGACACACGAGCCUUCCUACAGAUGCUGCAGGUGGACUUGGACAUCUGCAGGGACCUGAACAACAUACGGCUGGCCCAGCUGCAUCUGCAGCAGCAUGUGGUGGAGCAGAAGUACCAGGACUUGAUCUCUCAGAAGCAUCAUUACUGGGCAAUAAUGGAGCAGGACCAGAAGGACACAGCUCAGAUAGAGGCCACUUCUGCAGAUUCCUGUAGUAGUUCCAGUGCAAGUGAUGAUCUCCUGGAGAAGUACACAGAGCAACUCGAGCAGGUCUGUGCCUCAGGCACAGUGCCAGCGUGCGGACUGCCAGGAGCUGGCAGGCAAUGCCCCAACACCGUGCUGCUCCCACAGGUGGCCAUGCAGGCAGGCACAGAGCACUGCAGACAGAGGUGGGAAGCCCAGGAGCAUCAGUGCUGGGCACGGGACACAACAUCAACAGGGCACAGUACUGCUAAGGAAGGUAGGAGGGCAUGGAGAGAGACAUCUAUAUUAAUGAGGCCAGGACAAGUGAGGCCUGCAGCCUGCUGCUCUGGCAGCUUCAGCACGGAGCCCAGGGCAGCCAUGCUCAUAUACUAUAGCAGCACUCUGCAUAUCCUGGUGCAGUGUAGGGGAAAGGGUAAGAAGGGUCUAUGUGCAUUUGAGGCAUCACUGGUUGCACUUACAGGGCAGUGUUACCCCAGGCAGUUCUGGAGUGGUGAGCAGGUAGCACAUGGCCCAUGGCACACAGGGCCGUGAGCACUGCAGGAAGCAGCCCAGGAGCUCUGAGGAUAUUCAGUGUCCUUGAUCUGCGCUGCUGAGUUGAGUCCUGCUCCUCUUCUCUCAGAAGCUCAGGGCAGAAGGAGGCAGUGCCAGCAAGCAACCCUGUCUCAAGCAGCCCAGGUCCCAGCACAGUCACUGGCAGCCCAAAGCCACCUACAGCACAAGGAGGAACAGCUGCAGACGAGUGCAGGGAGCACCAUGCAGUGCACAGAGGAACAGCCAUGCUCUUGUGCAAGGAGUAGCAUGCAGCACACAGCUGACAGCAGCAUAGUGGAGCUGCAAGCACCGCAGGAGGUAGCAGAAAGCAGUUGUGGCUGUGCUUGCAGGGAGAUGGCAGUGUGGCUCCAGAUGGAGCUGAGCCGGUGGCAGCAGAAGCAGCAGGUAACUCUGGAGCAGUCACUGCAACACAUGCAUGCUGCUGCCCAUGCCAAACAGGAACUACAGAAGAGCCAAGAACAACUCCAAGCCCUGAAGAAGCAGCUGAAGGCUCAGAAGGAGCAGAACCGGACCCUGCAGCAGAGCCUGGAAAAGCAGCAAGAGGUGCUGACAGCCACCAAGGCCAGGGAGAUGCAAAGCUUGCAGCAGCUCAGUAGACACAAACAGACAAUCCACGACCUACAGCAGAAAGCAGCCUCGAGCAGAAAGAAGAUGGCAGAGCUGCUAGAGCAGGUGAUGGCAGGAACAGGGCAACCACACGAUGCAGCCGGCUGCCAUGCAGCUCCCUCUGCCUCAGCUGCAGGACAGAGCCCUGAGCGCUGGCCCGGGGUGCAGCUCCAUCUUCCUGUCUGGCCACUCCCAGACCCGCCCUUUUUCAUGCAGGUGGAGGAAGUGGCAUCCCUGAAGGCAGAGCUGGCCCAAGCCCAGAGAAAGAUAGACCACAAUCUUCCACUCCUUGGUCGUUAUGAGGAAGAGAGGCAACAGCUCCACAGGGAACUCAAGAAGCAACAGAGGGCCCAGGCGCAGAGCCAGCAGGAGGCCCGCUCCUUCCAGGAGCAGCUGCAAAAGCUGAGCAGCCAAGUUCAGUACUGGCAGGAGUUGCACCAGGACACUCAGCAAACUCUGGCUAGACGGGAAGAUGAACUGUCUGUCUGCAACGCAGAGAUGGAUUUCAAGGAAGAAUUCAUCAAGGCCAUGAGACAGGCUCAGGCCAAGAACAGAUGGAACUACGGCCCAAGGGCAGGAGGAUUGCAACCUGAGCCCCAGGCACUGCUGAAGGACAGAUCCUGGCCUACAGGCAGGGCAGAGGUGGAAAGGCCAGGCCACGAGUGGGCUGACUGCAGAGACAACACCAAGGGAGGAGGCGGUGGCAGUGGGCAGUCAAAUGAGAAACAACACCACAAGAUCCAGCAGCAAGUCAAACAGACUGCAGAGUUCACAGGCGAAAACCAACAUCUUCAAGACACACCAGACAGCUUGCAUGUGGAAAACACAUACUUCACGGCUAGAACACACGUACAGUACCACAAUCAUGAGCAGAUGAAGGCUCUACAGGGCAACGACCUGACUGCACGAGCCCUGCAGAACUUGGCAGGGCUGUCUCUGCCUGGAACUCACCUCCAGGAUGAGAAGUGACACAAA
Molecule: messenger RNA, 3157 nt
Organism: Lagopus muta (rock ptarmigan)
Lineage: Eukaryota; Metazoa; Chordata; Aves; Galliformes; Phasianidae
Product: adenylate cyclase, terminal-differentiation specific-like
Exons: 10
Coding region: 1778-3151 (457 amino acids)
Biological process (GO): spermatogenesis
Source: RefSeq, a predicted model, not a curated record